AUGUGCGGGGGCCGGAGAAUUAAUCCCCCACCAGAGCUCAGAAAAGGUCAAGUGAUAUUGAUCUCACAAUGCAAACGCGCGCUGUGUUGUCGGAAUCCAAUCUCCAAAGUUUGGGUCAGGUCGAACAUUUUUCAGGUCAGUUCGGGGCUCGUCGUUAGAUACAGUCUGGUGUGAUGCCUUUUUACAAGCUGCAACUCGUGGACCACGUGUGGAUGUGGCAGGUUCGUCGAGAUAGACUUCGCAGUUGGUGAUGAACGGACAGAGAGUGUGAAUUCACACUUCUCAGGGUUGUCAAUCCGCGGUGCGUAAAAUGCGCACACUGGGGUGGAGACUUCGUUGGAGAGGCAGCAGCACAGAUCGCAACAGAUCGCCACAGCACGACUCCCUGCAUCCACAGGUUGCUGCGCGGAUCUCUGCACCUCUCUGAGCAUCUUGGCAACCCAGACUGAAGAGUAGACACCCGGUGGACAUGAACUGAGAGCUGCGUUUGGCUGAGAGGUUUGGAUUGCGCAUACGCUCAGGAGCAGAAUGCCAAAUCCACAGCAUUUAAAGACUCCACUUUUCAGUUCCUGGCCAAUUCGAAUUGCAUUGCGCAGGACUUUUCUGUCGUAAAAAUAUAUAUCUCAACGUUUCUUCUGAGGACUGUGCGUUUUGUUCGAGACCACCAUGCCACAGGUCCCUUGCUGCAACUGCGCCGCGGUAAACACAGCAACAUAAUGGCAUGUCGGAACGGCUGCUGCUGCGGCUGGGGUCCAAUAAACGAGGAUAACGCGAGGUUCCUGCUGCUGGCGUUGUUCAUCAUCAUCUAUCUCUUCUGUGGCGCCGCGGUGUUCUGCGCGCUGGAGCAGCCGAAGGAGCGAGAGGCGAAGGAGCGCUGGGUGCAGAGGUUCGAGCAUUUCAGCCAGAAGUACAACCUGAGCAAGAAGGACCUCAACAACUUCCUCAGAAACUACGAGGAGGCGAACGUAGCCGGGAUCCGUGUGGACACGAUCAGACCUCGAUGGGACUUCACCGGCGCGUUUUACUUCGUGGGGACUGUGGUGUCAACCAUCGGGUUUGGAAUGACCACUCCUGCUACCAUUGGAGGAAAAGUCUUCCUGAUGUUCUACGGCCUGCUUGGCUGUGCCGCCACCAUCCUCUUCUUCAACCUCUUUCUGGAACGUGUCAUCACUGUUAUCGCUGUGGUCCUCAAGUCCUGUCACGAACGACGCCACAACAAGGCAAUACUUCCGCAAAACGGCCGGCAAGUCUCGGAGGAAAACAGGGCAGCCGGAGCCGCGGGCGGCAGAAGAGGAAAAGGUGAGGAUCUGGCUGGCUGGAAGCCUUCAGUCUACUGCGUCAUGCUCAUUCUGGGAGUGGCAGCCAUCUUGGUGUCCUGCUGCGCUUCCCUCAUGUACUCAGCAGCCGAGGGCUGGGGCUACCUGGACUCGCUAUACUUCUGUUUUGUGGCCUUCAGCACCAUCGGGUUUGGAGAUAUGGUGAGCAGCCAGCGGGUCGUCUACGAGGGCCACGCAACAGUGGCGUAUCGGCUGGGCAACUUCUUCUUCAUCCUGACCGGCGUCUGCUGCAUCUACUCUCUCUUUAACGUCAUCUCCAUCGUCAUCAAGCAGGUCCUCAACUGGUUGCUGAGGAGACUGGAAGCCCCCUGCCGCUGCUGCUUCCCUAGGAGGGGUCACCACCCGCACCGACACCCCAGAAGGAACGUGGUGGCCCCGGGUCACCUGCGCUCCCGCAGAGACCCCUCCAUCGAGACAGACGCCAUGAACGAGAGCGAGACUGACACUGGGCGCAGGAUGUCCGGGGAGAUGAUCUCCAUGAGGGAUUUCUUAGCAGCCAACAAGGUGAACCUGGCCAUUAUGCAGAAGCAGCUUUCGGAGAUGGCCAUCGGGCACCCACGCCAGUCCAGCUCCAGUUCACGUCAGAACGGAUUCUCAGGAGGGGUGGGCGCCCUUGGCAUCAUGAACAACCGGCUGGCGGAGACCAGUGUGGACAGAUAGAAGAAACAGAAUACAUUUUUUUUUCCAUAGGAUACAAAAGGCUGGGGGAAUCAGGAAGCACAAACCCAAGGACUGCCUCCCUGAAAGAAAAAACGAGUCGAGUACAAGACGGAAUUUAUUAUGACAAAUUAUAUCCUUCUCGUUGACAAGUAGGCCGACCCCCAGCAGCUACAGCUUAGAAUUAAACCAUCUCAGACCCACUUCCCCCCCAUUCAAGAACAUGACUCUAUGAAUGAUGCAUGAUAGGUUUGCUGAAGUCUCACAUCUGGAUCAGGCUCAGAGUGCCGGAACAUUCCCCUGUGAGGAAUUUAGUUUCCAUGGUGAUAAAAAAAAAAAAGUCUUUCCAGAUCCUGUGUAUCUACUCUUCAAAGACCCGACGCACACUACAUGCUACUUCACACAGAACCACAACUUCCACUCAUCUGCAGUACUUUACAACA
This is a messenger RNA of Hippoglossus stenolepis (Pacific halibut), 2437 nucleotides long. It is a transcript of the gene kcnk13b, whose product is annotated as potassium channel, subfamily K, member 13b. NCBI's taxonomy places the organism in Eukaryota, Metazoa, Chordata, Actinopteri, Pleuronectiformes, Pleuronectidae. The transcript has 3 exons. Gene Ontology annotation, biological process: stabilization of membrane potential; potassium ion transmembrane transport. The record is from RefSeq and is a predicted model, not a curated record. Bases 717 to 1997 code for a protein of 426 amino acids. Gene Ontology annotation, cellular component: membrane. Gene Ontology annotation, molecular function: potassium ion leak channel activity.